This is a messenger RNA of Rhinolophus ferrumequinum (greater horseshoe bat), 2983 nucleotides long. RefSeq names its product meprin A subunit alpha (gene MEP1A). Bases 33 to 2288 code for a protein of 751 amino acids. The transcript is spliced from 14 exons. Gene Ontology annotation, biological process: proteolysis. Gene Ontology annotation, cellular component: membrane. The record is from RefSeq and is a predicted model, not a curated record. Gene Ontology annotation, molecular function: metalloendopeptidase activity; zinc ion binding; protein binding. Lineage: Eukaryota; Metazoa; Chordata; Mammalia; Chiroptera; Rhinolophidae.
AGGUGUCUGCUAAAAUCUGUUCACUUGCAACAAUGGCUUGGACUAGAUCCACUUGCAUUCUCUCAUUUGCCCUGUUGUUUGUUCACAUAGCAGCUGUGUCCAUUAAGCAUCUUUCUAAAGGAAAUGUACGUGAUGCAAAUUUUGAAGAACAGAAGGAUAUUUCAGAAAUAAAUUUAGCUGCAGGGUUGGACCUCUUCCAAGGGGACAUCCUCCUUCAGAACUCCAGAAAUGGCCUGAGAGACCCCAACGCCAGGUGGAAGUUCCCCAUUCCUUACAUACUGGCAGACAAUCUGGAGUUGAAUGCCAAAGGAGCCAUUCUCUAUGCCUUUGAAAUGUUUCGCCUCAAGUCCUGUGUGGAUUUCAAGCCCUAUGAAGGAGAGAGCUCAUAUAUUAUCUUUCAGCAGUUUGAGGGAUGCUGGUCGGAGGUCGGCGACCAACAUGUGGGACAGAACCUUUCCAUUGGCCUGGGGUGUGACUAUAAGGCCAUCAUCGAACACGAGAUCCUGCAUGCUUUGGGAUUUUACCAUGAGCAGUCAAGAACUGACCGGGAUGGUUAUGUGAAAAUCUGGUGGGAUGAAAUUCUUCCAGGUUUCGAGCACAAUUUUAACACCUAUGAUGACAACAUCAUCACCGACCUCAACACGCCCUAUGAUUACGAGUCUUUGAUGCACUACGCGCCUUUCUCAUUUAACAAGAACGAAAGUGUCCCUACCAUCACGGCCAAGAUCCCUGAGUUUAACUCCAUCAUUGGGCAGCGCCUGGAUUUCAGUACCGUCGAUUUGGAGAGGCUGAACCGAAUGUACAAUUGUACCACAACGCACACCCUUUUGGACCACUGUGCUUUUGAGAAGGCAAACAUCUGUGGGAUGAUUCAGGGUACCAGAGACGAUGCGGACUGGGUCCAUCAGGACAGCGCUCAGCCUGGGCAAGUGGAUCACACGUUGGUGGGUCAGUGCACAGGUGCCGGCUACUUCAUGCACUUCAACACCAGCUUGGGGUUGGCAGAGGAGGCAGCCCUGCUGGAGUCUCGGAUUCUUUACCCAAAGAGGAAGCAGCAGUGCCUGCAAUUUUUCUAUAAAAUGACAGGAAGCCUUUCGGAUAGACUUGUCAUCUGGGUCAGGAGGGAUGACAGCACAGGCAACGUUCGCAAGCUGGUCAAGGUGAAGACAUUUCAAGGAAAUGCUGACCAAAAUUGGAAAAUUGCUCAUGUGACACUCAGAGAGGAAAAGAAGUUUCGCUACGUUUUUCAGGGCACAAAAGGAGACCCCCAGAACUCGAAUGGGGGGAUUUACUUGGAUGACAUCACUCUGACAGAAACCCCAUGCCCCACAGGGGUUUGGACAGUACGGAAUUUCUCCCAGACCCUUCAGAACACAGUUAAAGGGGACUGGCUCCUGAGCCCUCGAUUCUACAAUUCAGAGGGAUAUGGGUUUGGGUUGACCUUAUACCCUCAUGGUAGAAUAAACUCCAUUAGCUCCGGAUACGCAGGACUUGCUUUUCACCUGUGCAGUGGGGAGAAUGACGCUAUCCUGGAAUGGCCAGUGGAAAACAGACAGGUGGUCAUGACAAUACUCGACCAGGAACCUGAUGUUAGGAAUAGAAUGUCUUCAAGCAUGGUGUUCACUACCUCUAAGUCCCAGACAUCUUCGGCAAUAAAUGGCUCUGUCAUCUGGGAUAGACCAUCCGUUGUGGGAUCUUAUGAUCAGAGCUGUAAGUGUUACAGAAGCUUAGACUGGGGCUGGAGUAAUGUCAUCUCCCACCAAAUGCUGAAAAGGAGGAAUUUCCUUAAAAAUGAUGACCUUAUCAUUUUUGUGGACUUUGAAGAUAUCAACCACCUUAACCAGACUGAAGUUCCCACUAGAAACACCAGGCUGAUCCCCCAAAGCCUUGUCCUCCAAGACCAGGAGCAGCAGGCCUCAGAAGGAGACUCAGGAAAGGCCGCGUUAGAGAGAGUCCCACCCAGCAGCCUGGGCCAGGGGCAGCCUCGCCGACAGAAGCGGUCAGUGGAGAAUAUGGGCCCGGGCCCCAUGGAAGACCACAACUGGCCUCAGUACUUCAGAGAUCCAUGUGACCCGAAUCCUUGCCAAAAUGAAGGCAUCUGUGUGAAUGUGAAGGGGAUGGCGAGCUGCAGGUGUGUCUCCAGUCAUGCCUUCUUCUACACGGGAGAGCGCUGUCAGGCCAUGCAGGUGCACGGCAGCGUCCUGGGCUUGAUGAUCGGAGGCACGGCCGGCGUGGUCUUCUUGACCUUCACCAUCAUCUCCAUCCUUUCCCAAAAGCCAAGGCAGUGACCUGCCUGCCUUGUUGACAUCAGCCAGACCGAAGAAAAUCCUCCUCCACUCCCACCUUCCAUGCCUGUGCUGAGAGCAGUUUGGGGUGGUUUUUAUCAUCCUUGUUUCAAAUAGGCGUGCGAGGACCAAGGCCUCCAGCCUCCUGUGUGACCCUUAUGGUUUUUCUGCCCCCAUCCCUCACAGGGUUCUGCUCCCCCACUGUGUGCUCCAAAUGUACCUACUGUGUCCUGCGACAGUACUCAUUACACUUCUUUGUAAAUCACUUGUUUCAUGGACUGUGUUUCCCAUAGACUAUACGCUCUACAAGGGCAGGCCCUCACCUACCAUGCUAGCUCCAAUGCCUGUGGACUUUCAGUAAAAGUAAAUGAAUGUACCAGUAACUGAAUGAAUAACUAAGAUAUAGAAACUCUCAUUUCUACUUCGAUAAGAUGUAUCCAAUAAAAUUCAUACGACAUUUGUGUUAGAUUGGUGCAAACGUCAUUGCGGUUUAAAAGGUUAAAAAUAAUUGUAAAAACCGGAAUGACUUUUGCACCAACCUAAUAUUAGACUCAAAUACGUGUUUUUCAUUAGUCACAAUAGUGUUGUUACUCUUUUAAAGUUUUGUGUGUUAAAGGAUUUCAAAUAAAGUUUCCUCCUAGUAGCCGGGAUUCACAGCAUUUGUUUUCCUCCUCUGAUUCUGGUAAGGUUUUAACAAA